Molecule: messenger RNA, 1842 nt
Organism: Nomia melanderi (Alkali bee)
Lineage: Eukaryota; Metazoa; Arthropoda; Insecta; Hymenoptera; Halictidae
Product: cyclin-L1
Biological process (GO): regulation of transcription by RNA polymerase II
Molecular function (GO): cyclin-dependent protein serine/threonine kinase regulator activity
Source: RefSeq, a predicted model, not a curated record
UGUAUGACCAAACGCAUAAGUUCAUGGUUUAAAAUCGGAGGUUUGGUAAUGGGAAAGAUGAAAGGUUAACUUGGUGUGUGAAUAGUGUUUGAACGACAAACAGUUUUGCUUUUCUUUGUAUUGUAAAUGGAAAAAUGAGUAGUAUGAAAGAAAAUUCUGUCGCUCCUGCGAAAAAUGCAACUACAGGAAACGCGAAACCGUAUGGAAAAAUUGUAUUAACAUUACAAAAUUGUCUUCUACCCGAUGAGAAGCUUAACUCGACGCCGUCACAUUUAGAUGGAUUGGAUGCAGAGACCGAAACUGACUUACGAAUACUAGGAUGCGAGCUAAUACAAAUAGCCGGUAUCCUACUGAAAUUACCGCAGGUUGCAAUGGCUACAGGACAAGUAAUAUUUCAACGAUUUUAUUACAGUAAAUCGUUAGUCAGACAUAAUAUGGAAACAACUGCAAUGGGUUGUAUUUGUUUGGCUAGUAAAAUUGAAGAAGCACCUAGGCGUAUCAGGGAUGUCAUUAAUGUUUUUAAUCACAUAAAGCAAGUUUCCAGUCAAAAACCGAUACAACCAGUGAUAUUAGAUCAGAAUUACGUGGCAUUGAAGAAUCAAGUAAUUAAAUCAGAAAGAAGGGUUUUAAAGGAACUAGGUUUUUGUGUUCAUGUGAAGCAUCCUCAUAAAAUCAUUGUUAUGUAUUUACAAGUAUUAGGUUAUGAGAAAAAUAAGGCUCUAAUGCAACAAUGUUGGAAUUAUAUGAAUGAUUCGUUGAGGUCUGAUGUAUUUUUAAGACAUCAACCGGAAACAGUAGCUUGUGCGUGUGUCUACUUGGGGGCCAGGCAACUUCAACUUCCAUUACCUACAUCACCUGCUUGGUUUUCCCUUUUUAAAGUAAACGAGUCUGCCAUUAGAGAUGUAUGUCGUCGUAUAUUACGACUUUAUUAUCGACCUCGCGUUAAACCAGAACAGUUAGAAAAACGUGUUGAAGAGCUUCGUCGUCAAUACGAAGAAGCUAGAACCAAAGCCAGGGGAGGGGAUGUCGAUAGUCACACACCAAGUCCACCGCUGCCAAAACAUCAUAAUGCCUGGGGUGGUUUCAUUAGCCGCAGUGGUACACACGCAGCGCCCGAAAGAACAAAAUCUCCUAGACGUUCGAAGUCUCCAAGUACUUCGCCAUCAAGGGGUGAAGGAACAAAGCAUUCCAAAAGAAAGAAACAUAGCCGAAGCAGAUCCCGCAGUCAUAGUCAUGGACGAUCUCGUAAACCAAAAAAAGCGCAACGCAGGCGAUCCGGUAGCCACAAAUCCUCACGUAGCCGAUAUAGAUCUCGCAGUCGAUCACGAGAUAGAGAUACCGAAAAAUCAAGUAAACAUCGCAGUAAACAUAGACGACAUUGAACCAUUCGAUGUAUAAAAAAAUGUUUCAGAUCACAACAAAGGCACUGCGAUCCCAUUAGCAGUUGUAUCCACUUUGUAAUAUAAUAUGAGGCCUUUUUUACCUCCGUUAAUUAACAGAGAACUUAAAUAGGGUCAUUAAUUUCCAUUGUAUGGUACAUAUCUUGAGUUAAUUUAAAAAUGAUAAUUAUAGGAAUUAAAACAAAUCAUUUGUAAGAGUGUCCACUCAAAGUACCUUGUAAAGAAAGAAAGAAAAAACCGGUACCACUCUCAGAGAAAUAUUACAAAUAACAAUACUUAAAAGGGCGUGUAUUUAAUACAAAUGCAAUUUGAAAAUAAAGUUUUAUAUUCAUGUAGUACCGUAUAUCACUUUAUAAAAUCCAGCUGGUGGUGCUCUCUUCUUCUCAGCAGAAAGUAUAGCCGAAAAGUCGAGUGCUGACAAUUGCGGUAGGAUAUGAACAAU